ACUCCGCAUCGAUCGGGAAGAGAGAGAAUUAAAUAGAGACGAAAGAGAGAGAGGGAGCGAGAUGGGAAGGAAACGACGGCGGGCGGGAGGAAGGAACCGAAGCCGAAGCGACGAGGAAAAGAAGGCCGAGGCGACACGGAAUCGAACCCCUAACUCCUCGCCAUCGACUAUUCUUGGCUUCUUACAACGCUGCUCAUCGACUCCUUGGCGAUUUCAGAGAGGUCGAUGAUCGCAUGUUAAUAUGGCCCUGCCUAGUUUGAUUUUUAAUCAAAGAUGUCCAGUUGGGGAGUUCUAAGAAGAUUUAAGUGGCCAUGGAAAAACAGGAGAUUCCUGAAUUCCCAAGUGCUUGAUGAUAGGGCGAUUGAUAUUGAAUUGACAUAUUACACUAAACUGCCAGCUGCUGAACCUGAUAGCCCAUCUGAUCUUCUUACAGGAGAAGAACAGGACAAUGAGCUAAUUGUUGAUUUAGAUAUCUUCUUUGAGUCUCUCUAUAAUUACUAUUGUGGAAAGGGCCUGAAGUGCAUUACUAUAAAGUGGAUAGUUGAGAUCCUGACUGUAAUCUUCAUGGAAUUUUUUAUUUGGUUUUUCUUGUUGGUUGUUGAUUGGCCUGCCUUGCACACUGCAAAAUGUGGGAUUGAUGCGCUGAAGUCUAGAUAUAAGACUUGUGAUCUUGCAGAAAUAGCCAUAAAAAAGCACCCAUUAGUCCCGUUUACAUUAACAAAAGGUGUCAUUGUUGGGUGCAUGGUUAUGUUGGCAAUCUACGGGGUAUUUAACUUCUUGAUAUUCAUUGUACAGUUCAAAGGCAUGCUUAAAGUCCGCAACUUCUAUUAUAACAGUCUCAAUAUCACAGAUCGUGAAAUUCAGGCAGCUUCAUGGCAGACUGUGUUAGAAAAAAUCAUACAGUCACAGCAUACACAGCGACUUUGUGUGGUAAAGAAACUUUCUGCACAUGACAUAGUGAUGCGAAUGAUGCGCAAGGAGAAUUAUUUAAUUGCAAUGCUCAACAAAGGCGUUCUUGCUUUUCCAGUUCCUUGGUUGGUACCUGGAGCUGGUCCUUCUCUAAUAAAAAAUGGAAGAAAAUAUCAGAUAAUAUUACCAAAGACCCUUGAGUGGAUACUAAAUUGGUGCAUAUUUCAAAGCAUGUUUGACAGUAAAUUUUGUGUUCAGAGGGAAUUCGUAGAGAACACUUCAUUGUUAAGGAUGAGGAUCAGGAUUAUUGGGAUCGUGAUGUUUCUCAUUUCACCAUGUUUAGCAAUAUUCAUGUUGGUGUAUCUGUUUCUAAGGCAUGCAGAACAGUUCUAUCAUCAUCCAAGCACAGCAUCAUCUCGAAGGUGGUCUAACUUAUCAAAGUGGAUCUUUAGGGAGUUCAAUGAGGUUGAACAUUUAUUCAGAUAUCGAAUGAACAAUAGCAUAGCAUAUGCUUCAAACUAUCUAAAGCAAUUUCCUGCACCUUGUGUGUCCCUUAUUGCCAAAUUCAUCUCUUUUGUAUCUGGUGGUUUUGCUGCUAUUUUGAUCAUCAUUGCUUUUAUGGAUGAAUCUCUGCUGGAGGGCCAUGUUUUUGGCAGAAACUUAUUCUGGUAUGCUGCCAUUUUUGGAUCUGCAACUGCUAUAAGUCGAGCUGCUAUAUCAGAUGAGGUUCAGGUCCUUGAUCAUGAUGGAGCAAUGUCCCUUGUCGUAAACUAUACACAUUAUAUGCCAAAGAGAUGGCGUGGCAAAGAAAAGACUGAUUUGGUUCGGGCAGAGUUUCAGUCCAUGUUCCAGUAUACUGGAACAAUGCUGUUGGAAGAGCUGCUGUCAAUCUUCCUAACACCUAUAAUCCUAGUAUUCUUCCUGCCAGAGCGUGUAGAUGAUAUCCUACAUUUUAUUUUGGAGCACACUGUUUACGUUGAGGGAGUCGGUGAUGUCUGCAGUUUCAGCACAUUCAACUUCAAAAAUCACGGCAAUACAAAAUAUGGUUCCCCCUGUCCGGCAGAAAAAGAAAGGAGUUCUUCCCAAGGGAAAAUGGAGAAAUCAUUCUUUAGUUUUCAGUGUGCAUAUCUGUAUUCGGAACCAGAUGCCGACGGCCAGCAGUUCCUUUCCACUCUUCAGAAGUUCAAGGAGAAGCAAACACAUUUAGCUCGUGUUUCAGACCUUUUGCAGACCUGGAAAUGGCAACCCACUAGAGGCUUGAGUAGCCAACCUGAUAUCGUUCACAGAUUCACUCCAAAUAUGUUAAGCAGUAAUAGAUGCUUCCUGAAAAAUGGCUGUCACCUGGAUUCUCCAUUUGCCAUGGACCGUGAACUUUUGGAUCAUCCAUAUAUUUUGGAUUGUUAUCAUGCAUCCAAACCUCUCGAGGUGCUAGAAAACCAAGAAGGUUUACCUUCGCCAAGAACCGAAGUUGCUUUCAAGCCAAACCAAGAUUUCAUUGCAAGCCAGAACAAUUUGAGAGAUGAGGUUGAGAACAAGGACCAGCAUUGGGACCUCUCCUUUUCCGACCAGCUACUAAGUCGUGCUGAAGCCUCCACUUCUGGCUCGCUCUUUCAGAGCUCGCCAGCCCAAGAUGGCAUGCAUCAUUCUCGCACCAUGGCACGAUGGUGGGAGCGCAGAGCGAGUUCUUUAGCAACAGGAACCAGCUUUCUUGAACCUCCAACUAGAUUUCACAACCAUAAUUAUAGCCAUCACAGUGAUGAUGUCCUAAAGUAUGGAGAUGAUAUAGAAGAUCUGGGAGAACAUCAAGCAUCGUCUAGUAUCCGUGAUGAUUCGGGAUUAGAUGAUGAAGUGCUAGAUCUUGCGUUUGUAGAUAAUGAUGAUCAGAUGAAGAAAAAUAUGAAGUUAAGAUUAGGAGGAAUGAUUUGAUUCCCUAAUGCAUGCAAUUGUAAAUAUCAAACAAUGAUUUAAUUUAAGCACAUAGUAUUCUUUGGGCACCCA
Molecule: messenger RNA, 2907 nt
Organism: Zingiber officinale
Lineage: Eukaryota; Viridiplantae; Streptophyta; Magnoliopsida; Zingiberales; Zingiberaceae
Product: autophagy-related protein 9-like
Exons: 10
Coding region: 274-2835 (853 amino acids)
Biological process (GO): protein localization to phagophore assembly site; autophagy of mitochondrion
Cellular component (GO): autophagosome; phagophore assembly site
Source: RefSeq, a predicted model, not a curated record